Parastagonospora nodorum SN15 is the source of this 309-nucleotide messenger RNA. RefSeq lists its product as hypothetical. The record is from RefSeq and is a predicted model, not a curated record. The transcript is spliced from 2 exons. Lineage: Eukaryota; Fungi; Ascomycota; Dothideomycetes; Pleosporales; Phaeosphaeriaceae. Bases 1 to 309 code for a protein of 102 amino acids.
AUGCAUUUUCCCUUUGUUCCGGAAGGGCCUGGACUUUCGGCCGUUAUACUAUGGGAGUACAACAUCUGCAUUCUGUACAUUGAUGAGCCAAGUGGAGCCCGCCAAGGCGGUAUCUAUGUCAAUGUACAUCACUUUCUUGGCUUGUGGCACGUACCGACCGGCCCAAUCGACAAGGCCUCCGCUGAGAACAGCGCCAACCACCUCCUCAUCCCUUAUUCUCAAGAGCCACUGCCGGAUGGCUUCACGCCUGUGGAACGUUUCUGGCUAGGCUCGCCUAUCAGCGUGCGAUACUGGGGCACAAUGCUGUAG